AUGACUCGCGGAGAUCCUGUUUGUCGGAGGGAGGAUUGUUCUCCCUUCGACAUUGGCCUAGUUUUCAACGAGAUCCACAACUACUCGCCGCAUCAGAAGCUGGAGUUCGUCGAAAACGUGUGGAAACCAGGUGAGCUUUUUGAUUUCCCCGUGUCAAUGGAAAAUGGAAAAUCUCGUAAGUUUGUCUCGGGCUGGCUGAAAAGAUUUCCAUGGCUAGCUUACUCCAAAUAUUUCGAUGGAGCAUUUUGUUUAGCUUGUGUUUGUUUUGGAGUUCAGUGUGGGCGAAACGCUAAUAAGUUAGACAAAUUAUUGAAGUCUCCUCUCACAAAUUGGACUUCGGCCGCUUCUCGCUUAACCAAACACUCGCUAGGAAAUUGUGAAAUUCACAAUUUUUCUAUGACUGCUAUGAAUGAUUUCAAGAGAAUGAUGCAAAGAGGAGCUGUCCCAAUUGACCAGCAGUUAAAUAACAUAGUUCAACAGCAAAUCGCGAGAAAUCGGGAGAUUCUAAAGUCCCUUUUCAAAACUAUUAUUUUCUGUGGGAAAAACAACAUCCCACUCAGUGGGCAGAGAGACGAUGAUCCCACUAAUGCUGCCCUAACCGGUAAUUUCCAGGCAUUGCUAGAAUUCCGGGUAGACAGUGGUGACCAAACACUGCAGCAACACCUGGACACUGCACCCAGAAAUGCCACAUACAUUUCAAAGACCAUUCAGAAUGAAAUGAUAGAAACUGUUGGUGCUCACAUUUUGAAUGAUCUAUCACAGGAAAUAAGAAAUAGUAAGUAUUUUUCAGUUAUGGCAGAUGAAGCUGCUGACAUUUCAAAUAAGGAGAAUGUUUCUGUAGUAAUAAGAUUUCUGGAUACAACUAAAACCAUCCGAGAAGAAUUUAUUGGGUAUUACAUUUGUGAGGAGGGAUUAACAGGGGAGGCUAUCAAGGACAUUAUAACUGCAGCUGUAGCAAACUUAGGAUUGAAAAUGGAAGACUGUCGUGGGCAGUGUUAUGAUGGUGCAGGCAAUAUGGCUGGAAGACUAAAUGGAGCCUCCUCAUUGAUCAGUGCAGAACACGAAAAGGCAAUCUAUGUCCACUGCAUGAACCACAGGCUUAAUUUGUGCAUAGCAGACACUUGCCAAUUGCCAAUUGUCAGGAACAUGAUGGAUAUUGUGCGCAAGAUUUCUAAUUUUUUUAACAACUCUCCCAAGCGUCAAUAACAUUUAAUAGCCAAGAUCAGAGAACUAUUGCCUCGGGCAAACCAUACUGUUUUAAUUGAUGUGUGCCGCACACAAUGGAUUGAACGGAUUGAUGGAAUGGACCGCAUAGUUGAACUUCUCUACCCAGUCACAGCUACACUUGAAGACAUCUCACUUAACAGAAACAGCCCUGGAGACUCAACCUGGAAUCCAACAAGCAGACAUGAUGCUCAGUCCUUAAUUAAUGCAAUCAACUUUUCCUUUAUUGUUUCUCUUGUUAUUGUCAGACAUAUUUUGGGAUUAACUAGACCACUCACAGUGAAGCUGCAACAAAAAGCAAUGGAUCUUCUAAAAGCUAAAGAUGAACUUGCUCUUUUGAAAUCAGUCCUUGAAGACAUGAGCACUGACAUUGAUAACAGACAUCAUAAUCUCUACCAGGAAGCAGUGACCAUUGCAAGACAAGUAGCAGUCCAGCCAGAAAUGCCAAGGAUAGCCCAGAGACAAAUGCAUAGAAAUAAUGCUCCUGCUGCAACUCCUGAGGGGUAUUUCAAGAUCAAUCUCACUAGAGUUUUUCUUGACCAUGUACUCCAGCAGCUCAACACCAGAUUCCAGGAUGAUGUAUUUGUUUGCUAUAAAGGUAUUUCGAUUAUUCCCUCUGUUUUACUAGCUACUGACCCUGCCUGGAAGGCCAAUGUUUUGGAAUUUUGUAACCAUUACAGACAGGACAUAACAAAUUAUGCAGGAUUACAGGCAGAGCUUUUGUUAUGGGAGAGAUUGUGGAAGGGGAGGGAUAACAGAGGAGAUAUUAUUCCUGACAGUUUGGAGGCUACAAUGAAGGAUAUUGACAAAGAUGCAUAUGUCAACAUCUAUUCCAUGCUGAAAGUCCUGAUCACAAUUCCAAUUUCAUCUGCAUCUUGUGAGAGAUCCAUAUCAUCCCUUCGGAAUCUUAAGAACUAUUUGAGAAAUACAAUGACCCAGGACAGACUGAAUGGAUUGGCACUGAUGCAUGCCCACAGAGACAUGGAUUUUGACCUUGAACGUAUAAUAGAUUUAUUUGCU
This is a messenger RNA of Pocillopora meandrina, 2244 nucleotides long. NCBI's taxonomy places the organism in Eukaryota, Metazoa, Cnidaria, Anthozoa, Scleractinia, Pocilloporidae. The record is from the annotation of a GenBank genome assembly.